Molecule: messenger RNA, 1034 nt
Organism: Brassica napus (rape)
Lineage: Eukaryota; Viridiplantae; Streptophyta; Magnoliopsida; Brassicales; Brassicaceae
Product: protein LIGHT-DEPENDENT SHORT HYPOCOTYLS 7-like
Exons: 1
Coding region: 192-764 (190 amino acids)
Biological process (GO): response to light stimulus; mRNA transcription
Cellular component (GO): nucleus
Source: RefSeq, a predicted model, not a curated record
CUUAAUGUAGAAAAUUUUCUUAAGGUCUCUCCACUAUCAUUGACAAUAGUUUCUCUAUAUUCCUCUCUUCUUCUCCUUCAGAGACCCAAAAUACUAAAAAAUAAAAAAUUAGGAAAAAUCUUAUGAAUCAUAAGUACUAGUCAUGUAGUGAUUAUCAUCGAUCAAGAAAUCAAAAAGAGCCGAUCGAAGCCAUGGCUAGUCCUAGCAACAAAGGCAAAGGCAUAACCGAAGGAUCAUCUUCUCAAUCUCAACCGCAACCACAACCACAAGCGCAACCACAACCACUUCCUAACCCACCAGCGUUAAGCCGGUACGAGUCACAGAAACGGCGAGACUGGAACACGUUUUGUCAAUACCUUCGUAACCAGCAACCACCGGUUCACAUCUCACAGUGCGGUUCGAACCACAUCCUAGACUUCCUACAGUAUCUUGACCAGUUCGGAAAGACAAAAGUUCAUGUCCAUGGAUGCGUUUUUUUCGGACAAGUUGAGCCGGCGGGACAGUGCAACUGUCCUCUAAAGCAAGCGUGGGGGAGUUUAGAUGCUUUGAUCGGACGGCUGAGAGCGGCUUACGAGGAGAACGGAGGGUUGCCGGAGAGAAACCCGUUUGCCGGCGGCGGAAUUAGGGUUUUUCUUAGGGAAGUGAGAGAUUCACAGGCCAAGGCAAGAGGAGUUCCGUACAAGAAAAGGAAGAAGAAGAAGAGGAAUCCUAUGAAGAGUGGACAUGGUACUACAGGGACUAGUAGCUCCAACUUGCCAUCUUAGCAAGCAAACAAAAAACAUAUAAUAAAACAAAUGUGAGAUUAAUUAAUGGUAAGCAUUAUUUUUCUCUAUAUUUAAUCUCUAUAAUUUUCAUUUAAUUACAACGUUUAUGAUCUUUUUGGAAUUCUACGUAUUUAUAUGUUAAAGAUCUCGAUAGAACGCUCUUGUUGCAGACUGUAGUUUUUACACACUCCAAACUUAUAAGAUCAUCUAUACUAACAUGUGAAUGGUGAAAAGUUUGAUGAUAUAUAAAUUCUUAAUGAUCUAACUAAA